Metopolophium dirhodum (rose-grain aphid) is the source of this 3975-nucleotide messenger RNA. Its product is annotated as MAM and LDL-receptor class A domain-containing protein 1-like. The record is from RefSeq and is a predicted model, not a curated record. Bases 288 to 2606 code for a protein of 772 amino acids. The transcript has 18 exons. Gene Ontology annotation, cellular component: membrane. Lineage: Eukaryota; Metazoa; Arthropoda; Insecta; Hemiptera; Aphididae.
GCGCGUGCAGUUGAGUCCAUUGCAGAACGCCGGCGGUCUAGUAUAUGAUAUUAUUUUAGUCUGCCGCAGUCGCCGUCUAUACGUUUUAUAUUAUUUUGUACUCGGUAAUUCCGCCUUUCGUCUUCAUUUGAAAACAAUAAUCUUCGGGUGUCAUUUAUUAUAGAUACAUCGCGGGGUGGCCUUUUACCACUAAGUCUUGGCUUUUCCUACCAAAAACCGCGAAGACUACGCCACUCGUCUGCCCGCGGAGACGAAGUAUAAGUAUCUCAAAUCUUAAUCAGGCAAAAAUGAAAUUAUGGCUGAUGUUGUCAAUAGCAAGUUAUUCAAUUUUAGAAUGUUUUCCUGGAGCUAUAACAGCAUUUUCGGACUCUGAAGUAUCUAUUCGGGAAAAAAGGCAAGGAACUGUAACAGAUACCUGUGAUUUUGGUGUUGAUCCUGGGUUAUUAACAUGUGAUUGGAAAAAUCGAAAUGGAUCUGCUUUAAAAUGGGAACUAGGAGCCGGUACACUCUCAAAUUGGUUAGGCGGGCCACCAUCAGAUGCAGGACAAGGAGAAGAUGCAGAAAAAGGAGGGUACAUUUUUUUCGAAACAUCUUUGUUAGCUGCACCAAUAGUGCGAGUUGAUGAUAUUACUAUUAGAGAAGGUCAAAAUGCAUUUAUUGAAAGCCCAGUACUUGGGAGUACGGGAGCAGAAGGAAAAUGCAUUUCUUUUAGCUUCAAUGUUGAUGGGUUGAGUGCAGCUGGACUAAGAGUUAUUUUACAACCUACAAACAAAGAUGGUCGGCCAGAUGGAUUUUUCAGAGUAUUAUGGGGCACUAAGGAUCCAACUAAUAAAGUGUGGAUGAAUUCAGAAGUACUUUAUACAUAUAACAAAGAGCAUCAAGUGGUAUUCGAAGGGUUAGCAAAAGACUUGCCAGAUCCAUUUAGGAAAUUCCGUGGUUAUGUCGCAGUAGACAAUAUAGCAAUAAAACAGGGGCUAGAUUGUAAAGGUCAUUGUACAUUUGAAGGCGGUUUCUGUGGCUGGAUUAAUGAUGAGGACGAUGAUUUCAACUGGUCAUUGGGGAGAGGAAGUAAAAAUCCAUCUACUGGGCCAGCAACUGAUCGAUCAAGUUUUAUUUAUGGUGGAAUGGAAGGAGGCUAUGCAUUUAUUGACUCUUCAUACCCACGAAGGCCUGGUGAUAUGGCUCGUAUGUCAAGCAUGGAGUUUGAUCCAACUGGACCAGAUACACCACUCUGCCUCCGAUUUUGGACUCAUAUGUAUGGAAAUGGAAUUGGAACAUUGACAAUUUCGAUAAGUGAUACCAGAGAAGGAGAAGAUAGAGAUAUUUGGUCACUUACUGGAGAAGCUGGAAAUUCUUGGUACCAAGCUGAGGUACCUGUUUCAUCGGCAAACCCGUUUAAAAUAAUUAUAAUUGCUAAAAUCGGUAAAAAUAAUCUUGGAGAUAUUGCUGUAGACGACAUUUCUUUGACACCGGGAAGUUGUCCUACUGCUCCCCAAAUCGCGGCAGCCACAUCUGGCGAUUGUACAUUCGAAGUGGAUGAAUGUGGAUGGAGUAAUGUAGUAUCCAGAGAGCGUUUGGACGAUAUUGAUUGGGAAAGGACUUCCGGGGCUGCACUGAGAAGUACAGCUCAUGAUCAUACAUUGGGCACAGAAAAAGGAUAUUUGAUGACAUUGGCACGUACAGCCCUCCAACGGCCUGGAAGUCGUGCAUGGUUUACAUCAAGAGAUUUCAAAACAACGUCUACUCCUCGUUGUUUGUCAUUCUGGUUCGUGAUGAAUGAACCUUUUAUCGACACAACUGGCCCAAGUUUAGGCGCUUUGAGUAUUUAUCUGCGAAGUAAUGACAACACUGGAAGUACCAUAAUGAAACCGAUUUGGCGGUUGUAUAAUCAUCAAGGCCCAGACUGGCAAUAUGCUCAAGCGCUCAUUAAGGAACCUAAUGAUGCCAUUUUGAUCGAAGGUAUAUGGGGUUCCAGUAGAGCAAAUGGGUUCAUCGCAUUCGAUGACAUAACAUUUUUUGGCGGUUCUUGUUCAAUUAUUCCGGCGGGAGCAAAAGUGCGGCCGGGUGAAUGUAGAUUUGAACGUGAUAUGUGUGAUUGGACAAAUGGUACAGACAAAUCACCGGCUUCGUGGAGAAUGGCUACGGUGAACAGAAGACCUUCCAAUUUACCCGAUAAGACUUUUGGUGCUCCAGAUGGUUAUAUAUACUAUGACUUAUUUAACCAAAUAUUGGGUUCAAAUAUGGUACGGCUAAUAUCACCAGUCAUACCAGUAACUGACGAACCACAACUUUGCUUUUCAUUCUGGUAUGCUGCUUUUGGUGCUGGUGAGUCGGCAUUGUUGCAAAUUAUGAGACAAGACAAUAGUUCAGGAGAAACACCAGCAGAAAAAAUUUGGAGUCUAGAAGCAAAGAAUAUGGACACCACAAGACCGGCAUGGAUGCCUGCACAAGUAACAGUUGAAUCUAAUAAACCUUUUCAUAUAAUUAUGGAAGGACAAGCAACAAACGGAGGAUUUGCUGUAGAUGAUAUAAUAUUCACUCCAGGAUCUUGUCCAACACGUCCAGACAAGGCCGCUCUGAAAAAUCAAAAACUAAAAGCGGCUUAAAUUGAAAUCAACGUAUUAACAAUACGCCUGUGUUAUUAUUAUCUAGUCAAUUUAAAAAAUUAACAAAUUUUAUUCAUGAUAUGAUCAUGAACAUAUGAUUUAUGCAUAUAUGCAUGUAAUAAUUAUGUCAUUACAUUUAUAAAUGUACGGACAUGUAUUUUAAUUUUUAUUAGUUAUGUAUAAUAUACUAUAUUUUUAUCUGGACAUUUUUCAUGUAAAUCGAUAAAAUAAUGUUUAUAUUUUUAUUUGGUAUAAGAAUAUUUUAACCUUCAACUAAAAACUAAAAAGCUGUUAUAGGUUUUAUGAAAAUAGCCAUAAUGCGUUAAUUUUUUAAAGACCAACAGACAACAGUACCUACCUUACAGCUAUACUAUUUGUGGUAUUAAUUUAAAUUUGUUUAAAAAUGUAAACAUUUAUUUAUACCUGCCAGUUGGCUCCAAUAUUAUAACAGCAUAGAUUGGAAUGUUCCAUAAAAUCUAGCAUAUAAUUAUUUUUAACAUAAAUAUACCUAUACAUAAUACAUAGGUACGUAAGCAAAACUUCCAUUAUAAACACAUUUAAUUAGUAACAUAGGUAAUCAUUAUAAUAGUUACUACCAACCUAUUUAAUUAAUUAAUUAUUAUUAAUGGAUGCAAACAUUUUCUAUUUACUAUAGUUUAUUAUUUUGUUAACUUUAUUAAUUUUGUGUAUAAUAAUUCAAUUUGUUUUAAAUACUUCCAUUUUUAUUAGUUUUUAUUGUGCCGAACAUACUUUUUUUGAAUCUAGAUUUAUUGGAAUUGGUAAUUAGUAAAUUUUUAUACUUUUUAUAUAAAAUAUUUAUUUUCACUAAAAUUUUAAGCAAACUAUGUAUGCAUAAAUUGUUAUAAAUUAAAUAAUACUUAACUACCUACUGCUGUGUAUGUUAAAACAAUAUACCUGUACAUCUUUAUAGUUAUAAUACAAUGUUUUCAUCUGAUUCUAUAGAUAUUAACAGUAAGUACCUACCUACCUAAUUUUAACAAUUUAUUUUACAAUUAUAUACAUAAAAAAAAAAUGUUUAUUUUGUAAUAUGUUUAAACAUAUACCUAGUAUUAAAUAUAAUACAUAAGUGUACAAUUUCAGAAUAAACAAUUGUUUCAAUCAUUAUAUAGAUAAGUGAAAUUAUUGUAUCCAUAUUUAAAAUAAAUUUUAUUGAUUAAUUCCCUUCUAUUAGGUACUAUGUUGUGUAAUAAAUAUAUUAUUAUAUUAUUUGAUUUGUAAAAGACGUACCAGUCACCUAUGUACAUUCUUCAUAGGUUCCUUGAAAGUUGAAGUGAUGGAAUGCAGUUGCCAGUUAUUCGGUUAGAAUUUUGGAAGUCUGCAUUGCAUGCUGCAUGCACAAGACAGUUCU